Molecule: messenger RNA, 1557 nt
Organism: Oikopleura dioica
Lineage: Eukaryota; Metazoa; Chordata; Appendicularia; Copelata; Oikopleuridae
Source: the annotation of a GenBank genome assembly
AUGACGGAUGAAAAUGAGUACGCGAUUGGAAUAGAUUUGGGAACAACACAUACAGUCUUCGCAGUUUAUCGGCGCAAUAACGCGGAGGUCUUGCAAAAUGCAGAGGGAGAUCGACUUAUGAAAAGCUGCGUUAUGUACACAGAAAAGGGCUUGAUUAUUGGAAACAUCGCUUAUGAAAGAAUGCGUUCUAAUCCCGAGGAUGUAAUUCUUCUCGCAAAGCGAUACAUGGGUCGAUCACCGAAAGACGAAGAAGUAGAGAUUGACAACCUCCACUUGCCCUGGCAGCAGCCGAUCGACGAAAACGGCAAGUUGAAAUUUCAAGUGAACGAAAGAGGCAAAAGGCGAAAUUUUUCUCCGGAAGAAAUUGCUUCAGAGAUUCUCCGGAAAGUCAGAUUGGACGCGGAGAAAGCGUUGGGAAUACAAGGAAUUACAAAGGCAGUUAUUUCCGUCCCUGCGUAUUUUAAUGCGAGACGUAUUCGGGCGACAGAAGACGCUGCUAGAAUCGCUGGCUUAGAAGUUCUCCAGAUCGUCCACGAACCCAUCGCAGCAGCGAUCGCAUAUGGACAUAAAAAUAGACUCAGCACUGGAAAUAAGAUUCUCGUUUAUGAUCUCGGCGGCGGAACUUUCGAUGCCACGAUAAUUCAAGUAGAGGAGAAUCAGGGUUUGAAAGUUAUCGCAGUCGACGGGAACUCUCAUCUUGGCGGCGAGAAUUUCAACCACAGAAUCGCAAACAAGCUUAUUCUCGAGUUAAAUCGUCGGGAUAAAGUGAAGCUGGACAUGUCAGACGACAAGUACAAACGGGACAGAUUGUUUCUCCGGGACGUCGUGGAACAUGCGAAAAAAGAGCUCACUGUUCAGCGAGAGACAAAUGUUAGUUUCCAAGUGGGGGAUCAUAUUUAUGACUCCCCACUCUCAAGAGCGAAGUUUGAGAAUUUCUGCGUCGAUUUGUUCAAGGACACCAUCGAUAUUAUCACUCGCAAUCUGGAAGGAGCAAAGAUCAAAAAAGAGGAAAUCGACAGAGUCGUCAUUGUUGGCGGCUCGACACGUAUUCCCAAAAUUCAGGCAAUGUUGAAAGAGUACUUUCCUCAAAAGACAAAAUUUGACUUUUCAAUCAACGUGGAUGAGGCAGUCGCAAUGGGCUGCGCGAUUCUCGCUGCCAAACGAAACGGAAACCAGGCACUUCAAGACUUAACUCUUGUGGACAUCAAUCCAUUCACGUUUGGAGUUAGAGUUGAAGAAGACCAAGGGGCGUUCGUAACAAAGCUGAUCGAAAAAGGAUCGGCCAUCCCGUCUCCCGCCGUCACACAAAAGUUUUUUACUUACAGCCCGGACCAGACCGAGGUCAUUAUACCUAUCUACCAAAUUGAAGACACGCAAGAUCCGGAUAUAAAGAAAGAAGUCAAAAUCCAGCAGAUAACUAUUCAAUGCGAAAAAGGACCCAUCGAACAGCCGAAAGUAGAAGUUUCAUUUGAACUUAAUGCGAGUCGCCUCUUGUCUAGGGUUGCAAAUAAUUUCAGGCACGUUUCAUUUGUUUUUUCCAGAAAUAUUAAAAGCUAA